CUCAUCGCAGCCUCUAAUUGGUACUCUUCAAACAACCGUUCUAGCAAUUACGAAGUCAUACAAUUUGACGAAAAAUAAUAUUUCCUUUGCCUCCUAACAAUGGGCGAGAAAGAUGGAGGAAAGAAUGAAGGUGAGAAGGCCGCUGACAAGAAGGACGACGGCAAGAUCACCGCCGUUUACAAGGUGGACAUGCAUUGCGAGGGAUGCGCCAAAAAAAUCAAGAGAGCUGUUCGCAGUUUCGAUGGUGUUGAUGAUGUCAAGGCGGAUUGUUCGGCCAACAAAUUGACGGUAAUGGGGAAACUGGACCCCUCCGGAAUCAGAGAGAAGCUGGAGCAGAAGAUCAAGAAGAAGGUGGAGCUCGUGUCUCCGCAGCCCAAGAAAGACGGCGGCGGUGACAAUAAGCCCAAAGAGGAACCAAAAAAGGAAGAAAAGAAGAAAGAUGAAAAGAAACCCGAAAAACCUAAAGAGAGUACGUUGGUUCUGAAGAUCCCACUGCAUUGCGACGGUUGCAUUCAUAAGAUGCGGAAGAUCAUCCAAAAGUUUGACGGGGUUGAGAAGGUUGACAUAGACGCAGGCAAAGAUCUGGUAACGGUGAAGGGCACAAUGGACGCGAAAGCGCUGGUCCCUUAUCUCACGGCGAAGCUGAAGAGGAGCGUCGACGUUGUUCCGCCGAAGAAAGACGAAGGCGGCGAUAAGAAACCAAAGGAAGGCGGCGGCGGAGGAGACGGAGACAAGAAAAAGGAAGGCGGCGGUGGCGGCGGAGAUAAGAAAGAGAAAGAAGGUGGUGGCGGCGGAGAUAAGAAAGAGAAAGAAGGUGGUGGCGGAGAUGCUGCGAAAAAAGAGGAAGGUGGAGGGGCCAAGGUGGAGUUGAGCAAGAUGGAGUACCAUGGGUACCCCUACGCGUCACCCACGUACUGGAACGGGGGGAACGUGUACGAUCAGAAUUACCCGGUGGAAGUUCAUCAUGCUCAGAAUUACCCGGUGGAAGCUUAUCAGGGGUAUGUAAAUCAUGGGUACGGGAACGAAGGGUACGUGAAUCAGGGAUACGCACAUCAGGGAUACGAGCUGCCGCACCCCCACGCCCACGCGAUGCACGCGCCUCAGAUGUUCAGCGACGAGAAUCCCAACGCUUGUUCGGUGAUGUGAGACAGAGAGAGAGGGAAAUCAACGGUGGCCGAUCAAAGAUUUGAAAAACACUGUAAAUAAGUGGACGGGGGGGUAUACAGAGAUUGAAAAAAAGUAGGAGUAAAUAUGUGAAAUUACGGAUGAGGACAAAUAGUAGAGCUCUAGAAUUUUGGAGUUCUAGAGUAGGUUACCCGUUACAGUAGCCAGCUGGUAUGGCCGGUUCAGUAGCGGGUUCGGUUGUUGGUUGUCGGUUUAUUUGUCCUUUUACGGUUUAAGUUUUGUACUAAUUUUUUAGAAUAUAAUAUUAAAUAAACAUAUAAUAUGUUAUUCACAAAUAACAAAACAAAUAGGUUUACGAUGA
Corylus avellana is the source of this 1486-nucleotide messenger RNA. Its product is annotated as Heavy metal transport/detoxification superfamily protein. NCBI's taxonomy places the organism in Eukaryota, Viridiplantae, Streptophyta, Magnoliopsida, Fagales, Betulaceae. The record is from RefSeq and is a predicted model, not a curated record. Gene Ontology annotation, molecular function: metal ion binding.